Haliotis rufescens (red abalone) is the source of this 4857-nucleotide messenger RNA. RefSeq names its product spindle and kinetochore-associated protein 2-like. The transcript is spliced from 9 exons. Gene Ontology annotation, molecular function: microtubule binding. Bases 95 to 874 code for a protein of 259 amino acids. The record is from RefSeq and is a predicted model, not a curated record. Gene Ontology annotation, biological process: cell division; mitotic cell cycle; chromosome segregation. Gene Ontology annotation, cellular component: outer kinetochore; spindle microtubule. NCBI's taxonomy places the organism in Eukaryota, Metazoa, Mollusca, Gastropoda, Lepetellida, Haliotidae.
CUCACGGCGGAGAAGGGGGUUUUCCAGUCGUGUAUAUAGCACGGCAUUGGUCCACUAUUUGCACGAUAUCGUGUAUAUAGACGGUCCGUUCAAGAUGGAGAAAAGUGUCGAGACUUUGGAGGCUAUGUUUCAGAAAACAGAGUCGGAUCUUGACUACCUGUCAAGAAAGCUUGACUUUGAGUUUGACAAUUCCGGUAAUGCAGAGGCCAACCCAGUCCGCUUGAUGCAGAAGGUGUCUGAGAUCAAGAAGGAAUAUGGCAACAUUGUUCAGGAGGCGGUCGCCAUACAGGAGACGCAGAAGGAGGCAAUGGACUAUUUCCGGUCUCAGCUGCUGUCGGCCUGUCAGAUGCUCCAGAAACUCCAGACAGACACGGAAGCUGAGUCGGAGAGUGUGGAGAAGCCGGCAGCCCUGUGUCAGCUGGAGCAGCUCCUGGGUGUCGACACAAGCUCCAUCACUCAAACAGCUUCAGCAGCUGCAGCAGAAACACCGCAUCAGCAGGACCAGGGAGGGGGGGAUAUCUCUGCAUCAACACAAGUUGCCGAGGCCAAGAGUGAAGCUCCAGGAGGCGAGCCCCAGGUGUCGCCGAGCUCUCGGAGGGAGGGUUGUACAGAGAUGGUGGAAGUGUCACAGGCAGAGUUUGAGUCCGUGUCGGCACUGGUCAGGGGCAGAGUCAAGCUGGCCGACGUCAAUACUACAUACAGCGUGCUGUGGAGACACUUUAAGGAUGAAGGCAACAGCGCGCCCCUGAAUGCGCCCGACAUGCACAAGAUGGGGCUUCGCGUCACUGGAGCCACUGGGGAGGCCAAGUUGAAGGUUCUGCGAGCCUUGAAGUUACUCAACAUGACAAGGAAAGGGGAAGUAACUCUAGUGUGAUUCCUUCAGGGAUGACCUGCCUGGUUCAUUAACACUGCCUGUACUAUCUAGUACUUGGAGAUAGUGCUGUAUUUUCUUCAGGGUUUUGCUGGUUUAGCUAGCUUCAGCAAUUGCUGAAUAAUUCAUAUUCUGGUGGAAAAUACUGAAGAGAUCAGUGGAUGGGUAUUUGGUUGAGUGAGUGAGUGUGUAUGGUUUUAUGCUGCUUUUAGCAAUAUUCCAGCAAUAUCACAGCGGGUGACACCAGAAAUUGGCAUCACACAUUGUACCCGGGUCUUCAGCAUGACAAGAAGACCAGUAAAGAUCCAGGGUAGAACGGGUGUACAGGAAACAUUGCUUACCCUAACAGGCGACCAUCACUGUCACAAGAGGCAAAUCGUGUGGUCAGGUUCGCUGACUUGGUUGAUGCAUGUCAUCAAUCCCAAUUGCGUGGAUCGAGGCUCAAGAUCUCAAUCACUGUAUUGUCUGGUCCAGACUCGAUUAUUUACAGACAGCCGCCAUAUAGCUGGAAUAUUGCUGAGUGCAGUGUUAAACAAUACACAAACAAACAGAAAUAUGACAAGCGAACACUUUAACCACUAGGCUCCUGUAGGGUAUGACAGGAUUAUGUUAAUGAGAAAAAAUAUCCCUCAGAGAGGCAUCUCAUGUUUUUCUUCUGUCCUGUACUCAAGUUUUAUGAAUAUACACAAACCACGCAAGUGACUGUAUAAGCCACCAUGUUGUUUUUUACGGAUGAGAAGUUCCCUGUUUUGGGGUUAUUUUGUUUAUUUUUGAGUGGAGUGCUAUUGACAUAAUUUCAACAUUCAUCAAGAACUUUUAUUAGUCAUAUGCAUUUACAAUGAUGGGGAAGUCAUGCACCAUGCUCAAAAUCACAUAAUGUUAAUUAAUAAAAUAGUGCAUCGGAAAAUACAGUAAGGGGCCUGCUUGCGCUGUAGUUUUCUUUCCUGUGCCACAAAGUUACUUGAUUGAUUUAUCACUGUUUAUCACAAUUUAAUUUCAGCAUUACAAUCAAUAAAUCUCUAAUUUGCCACCAUCUUUGUUUAUGCCGGGUGGUGGGGUAGCCAAGUGGUUAAAGCGUUUGCUGGUCACGCGGAAGACCCGGGUUCGAUUCCCGACAUGGGUACCAUGUGUGAAGCCCAUUUCUGGUGUCCCCCGCCGUGAUAUUGCUGGAAUAUUGCCAAAAGCUGCGUAAAAUCAUACUCGCUCACUCACUUUGUUUAUACCAUAUUCAUUUGUACAAAAUCUUUUGGGGUUUUUAUUCCUCCCAAAACGUACUGAUUACGAAUAAUUUGAUCUGGUUAUAUCAUGUUUUUGCUCAGUGCUGUCCCUACCUAAUAUGGAAUGUAGGUCAGGUGAUACCGAGUGUUCUUGUGUACAUUGCGCACAUUGCACACUUGAGUACAAAUGCUUUUUGAGCAUUGUGCAGUCGAAAACUACAGUGUUUGACUUCAGGAGAAUAAACAUCUAGGACACGACAAACUUGGUGAUGAAAAUGAGAAAUUUGCGAUAAAAUAUUUCUGUUAUGCUGGACAUUGUUUAACCGCCGUCAUAAAGCUGGAAUAUUGCUGAGUGUGGUGUUAAACAACAAACCAAACCAACAUUGUUUAAUAUGCAGAGAUUAAAAUCACUGUAACUUCUUUCAGUGGCAUUUAGAAGUUGGUGUGAUGAAGUAAGACGAGUUCUAUGGAUGAACAACUUCUUUAUUACAAUUAGUGCGACGUUUCGGUGUAGAUCCUAACACCUUUAUCAAGCAAGUGUAGGUGUUAGGAUCUACACCGAAACGUCGCACUAAUUGUAAUAAAGAAGUUGUUCAUCCAUAGAACUCGUCUUACUAAAAUCACUGUGUGUAUUAGUCAUGUAAACUAAAUGCAGAAAUAGAAAUCAGCUGUACACACAUUAUCUCCCAAUCUACCGGUGAUUCAUUUAAAAAUUAUGCAAUAAUAUCACUUAUAAGAAUCUUGCUACAGUGAACGGAUCAAUUCGUGUCUGAAACUAAUUUACAAGGACUAAUAUAUUCCAUAUCGUGUUAUAUUAGUUGGAGCUUUAACUAUAUAUUUUUUGUGAUAAAAACAAUAAGUGUAGCAUGACAGCCGAUUGCUAUAUCCGGAUAUGUUGUACGUAUGGAACAAUUUGUCCAGUCACUAUUCAGGCUUCCUGCCUUUGGCGACUACAAUUGUGAAAAUGGUAUGGUUACAUAUAAUAGUCAAACGACAUCAAAUAUGACUUUUAACGAUUUAAAGUAUGGCAUUAUGAUAUAUAUGGAUCCAAACUCUGUCAACUAUUGUUCGCGUCAAGGCCUCAAUAGCGAUACUAUGAUAGUUGGUGCUGUAAAUAACGCUGAGUUGGUGCAAUCUAAUUGUACAAACAUUUUUAAUAAAAUUGUUAAAAUUUAAUAAAAGCAUAAGUCCAGAUGCACAACAAACACGUUAUUACCAGCUAGUGUAACAGCUGGAUUCAACUGCACAGAAUCAGUACAGAUUUGUUAAUAUUCUGUUUCGAAUGAAUGACGCAGAUGUGUAUUGUGGGAAUACAAUGAAUUCUGCUGGCUGCAUUGAUCACCCCAUUGAUAAGUUGGUCCAUGGUAUCAUAAAGGGUGUUAUCGCGAAGUAUGACGAAGUAUGACUGUGGUUUCGUUUGUAAGUUGGCACUGCGAUAUUUGUAAAUGAAAUAACACGUUAUUGUUUGAAGUUCAAGAUUAAGAUUAUUAAGGUUAAAAUGUUUUACUCAGCUACAAUCCUAAGUUAUGUUCAAUUGAUGACUGAUUGCAAUUGGCAAUGGCCCCUGUAGUGAAAUUAUUGGCACAUACAUGCAAAUAAGGGCCCAUAAAAUUUGUGAACAAGGGGCCACAGGUGCGGGAAGAAAAUGUUCCUCCCCAUCACUGUAUUAUACUCUCUGUUAUAUCUGAUAUCUACUCAGGAAUCGUGUGUCUGGAAUAUUUGGAAUAUUGCCGAGUUUGGCAGUGCGUUAAACAACAAACAAAUAUCAGACAAUGAGGUGGCCCAGUUGUUGAAAGUUCCGAGUUCGAUACCCCACACGGUACAGUGUGUGAACCUGGGUCUGGUGUCACCAACCUCCAUGGGGAUUCCAGUAAAAAAAAGUCCCUAGCAAUCUUGUGGUAAGAGUCGAGUAAAUGGAUCAGGAUUUCAUCCUCGCUUACUUGGUUGAUUGUGUGUCAUAACCUAUAGCUAUCUGUUUCACUGAAACUUUGCUAACCAUCAUUAUGGCUGUGAGGUGCCGCAAUGCGCUGUGCAGAGUUGUGUCCCUUCUGCACGCCAGAAACCGGUUUCAAAUACUGGCUCACCCCGAUUAUGUUUCUAGGUUUGUCAGCACCAUACUCGUGUCAGCACUAGUGGUGGGACGAUACGUCGAUGAAUCGGUGGAUCACGAUAAUUAAUUCCGAUACAAGUAUCAAUCACAGUCUCACACUAAGUAAAACUUACAUCGAUUCAUACCUUAAAUGAUUACUUUAACAGCUGUUUCACCGAACACUAAUUACUAGUGAAAAAGUAAAUAUUUUCAUCUAUUGCGCCAUACUUGACACUGCUAACUGUAAAUCGUCAGUGUGCCAGGUAUUUGACUAUCCUGUCUAUGAAAAAGAUGGCUUACACACAACAGAUAAGAGUAUCAGAUCGUGAACAGCCUAUCAUGACAGGUAUCAGAUCGCACAGUUACUGUAUGGGCCCAGCCCUAGUCUGCACCAUACCCUGUGGGUUUCACCAAAGUGAUAAACGCAUCACUUCAUGGCUUGCCUCCCAUUUCACGCUGACAACGGCCGGACUGUUCACAGCAGAAUUGAACCCAACUCACUAACUCUUUUGACAUCAGAUGUGAUGAUGAUUUUGAAAUCAUUUUGUUCGAUAGUCUGGUUGUAUACUGUUUACUUGCUGAUCUAUAUACACUGUCAAGAUUUGUGUACAUGUUUAUUGUAUGUAUUUUGUUUUGUAAUGAGGAUUUGUUGAUUUGUGUAAAUAAAUGUAAAUAUAAUU